CGAAGGACAGCAAAAGCAAUAUCUUCUUGACGUAACUCAAAUCGAGUCCCUUGGUCUUCUCCUCCAAUUUAUUCAUCAUUCCAUCAACGACGACCUUCGCUGUGUUCUCUCAGUUUUAUUUCCUUUCCUGUAUAACGAUUUCUUUUUUUCCCACUCGAGUAAUUCAGGUAUGAAUCUGAAACCCUUCAGGUGGUUUUAAAUGAACCAAACAGCGAUGGAAGCAGAACAGGAUUCCACGGUUUCAAGCGAUUUUUCGCCGGAUUACAGCGACUCGGAAAUCCCGACUCGCGAGCAAAUGGCUUAUGCUCGAAGAAGCAUGAACGAUCCGGUCAGGGUCAUCUACAUGUUGGAUGCUGAUAAAAAACUGUAUUCCAGAUAUAAAUUGAAUGUUCUCAAGCUGCUCGGAUUUCUCUCGACUGCCUUCAAAAAUAAGCGAUUGGGAAUCAAAAUCGGUUGCACCAGUUAUUCACGAACCAACUUCCAGCAGUGAUUCGUCCCCUUCACAAAAGCUGUCAUAUUCCUAUCCGGAGAAAUCAACCGAAAGACGAAAAAAAGGAUUUUUUGGCGAAAUGCCUGCAAAAGUGGUUGAGCCACAGUCUGAGGUCGCCUUGUCAUCAGCAGAAUGUCACACAACUUCGUCAGAAAGCACGCCGAUUUCCGUUGACGCAAGUAGAGUGGAGCAGAUUUCCAUCUGUGAUGCUCCAAGAAUGGAUGCGGGAACAAUUGAAGAUGUUAUCACAUGGAUGGGAUACGGAAAGCAGCGACGCUCCAAGGCUUUUGCAUUCACUACUACAAAUCAUGAUUCCAAGUCUGCUACCGAGAUGUCGCUGUUACACCACAAAAGCAAACGACGCUCUUCCGCAACAGCGACGGCAGUAACCGUAGCAACGAUAAGCAAUGACAAUAACAGUGACGCCAGAGCAUUCCAAAUGCUACUCAACUUCUUUGACAAAAAACUGACGAAUGCUCUGCAACAGAGAACAUUUCCCAUCCAUAAAUCCAAUAAAACAAAGGCGUCAUUGGAAUUGGGAAAGUCUACGUCGAAGAGCAUCAAUUCCGUAUCAAACUU
Molecule: messenger RNA, 1069 nt
Organism: Notodromas monacha
Lineage: Eukaryota; Metazoa; Arthropoda; Ostracoda; Podocopida; Cyprididae
Source: the annotation of a GenBank genome assembly